This is a messenger RNA of Brugia malayi, 1632 nucleotides long. Its product is annotated as Major Facilitator Superfamily protein. Gene Ontology annotation, molecular function: transmembrane transporter activity. Gene Ontology annotation, cellular component: membrane. The transcript is spliced from 12 exons. The coding region runs from base 1 to 1632 and encodes 543 amino acids. The record is from RefSeq and is a predicted model, not a curated record. NCBI's taxonomy places the organism in Eukaryota, Metazoa, Nematoda, Chromadorea, Rhabditida, Onchocercidae. Gene Ontology annotation, biological process: transmembrane transport.
AUGGCCGAUGACGCUGAAAAUUUGUUAAACAAAACAUCAAGCAAUAAUGAACCUACAGUAUCUUUUUCUAAAAAUGAAUCAGCGAAACUAAAAUUCCCCGGUGAUAUUGAGAAUAAAAGCAACGAUGGAACAAUUAAUAUUGAACCAAAAUAUGCUACUAAGCUUAUAGGCGUAGUAUCGGAAAUGGAUCCAGCGAUACAUCGAAUAAGCUAUCGAGUUUAUCAACGUCGUUGGAUUGUUCUAGCAGUUGUCGCAUUAUUGAACAAUUCAAAUACAAUGUCAUGGAUUGCAUUUGCUUCUAUUUCUAAUUAUGUCGAUGUAUUCUAUGGAAUGAACAAAGCAGCGAAUUGGUUUUCAUUGGUUUUUAUAAUUUGUACGAUACCGAUAGGCUUAUUCGGCAUAUGGAUGAGUAGUUCGUUCGGUCUUCGAUUUGCUAUUCUCAUCGCAGCUUGGACAAACAGCAUCGGUGCUACCAUUCGUCUAAUCAGUUCAUUUUUGCCACUGCAAAUCCGCUUCCCAGUUGGGAUUUUUGGACAGGCAGUGGCUGCUUGUGCAUAUCCAUUUAUUAUGUUUCUUCCACCAAAAGUUGCGGGGUCAUGGUUUCCUGAAAAUCAAAGAGCGUUAGCAACAACCAUUGGAAUUAUGGCAAAUCCACUGGGGGUACUGAUGGCAAAUGUUCUCUCUCCACAAAUAGUUGAAGUUCCAGUGGAUGUAUUAAUAAUAAACAUAAUAACUUUCGUGCCUUGUUUGCUGGCUUGUUUGAUAGCAACUUUCUGUGUAACUCGUUCGGAACCACCAAUGCCACCGUCACAAAGUGCUGCUCAGCCACAGAUGCCAUUCUUUCUUGGAAUUAAACAAUGUUUUACCAAUAAAGCGUACUUACUGCUUUUGAUAGCGAUGGGUGGUGGUAUUGGCAUGUUUAAUUGUCUCUAUACCGUCAUACAGCAACUGUUUUGUGCGACAGGAUAUUCGAAUUCAUUUUCGGGACUUUGCGCUGCACUGAUGAUCAUUGGUGGAGUUUUCGGAGCUUCUGCCUCAGGCAUGUUUGUCGACCGAACCAAACUUUAUGAAGAAACCAUGAAAGUAUGCAUGUCUCUAGCUGUCAUUUUUGGUGUCGUAUUUUUACAGUUAUCUCUACAUUCUGAUCUCAUUAUUUGUCUUGUAAUCGUGGCUUUCCUGUUCGGUGUUUUUGGACUUGCAUCAUAUCCGGUUGGUUUGGAAUUAGCCUCCGAAUGUACUUUCCCGGUAUCUGAAACAACUUCAUCUGGCCUAGUAGUACUGUGUGGUCAGAUAUACUCAAUAAUCUUCGUAGCUAUAACGAAUUUAUUUGCUCGACCGUUACAACAAACAUAUAAAAAUAUUCAAGUCUGUACAGUUGAAGAUGAGAAAAAUUCUACAGCCGUACCACAAGAUAGUUCCAUUUCUAUUAUUGUAUUGUCAAUAAUAGCUACUCUACUAGCCGUUGUACUAGUGAUGUUUUUCAAACCAAUUUAUAAACGCAUGAAAGCGGAGAAAAAUAGUUCAUUAGUUACAAAUGGAAAAGAAACAAGCGAAAGUCGGCAACUAAACGAUUUGAAUCGAGUUAAAGAUGAAUCUCUGAUACCAUUAGCAGUGCAACAAAGUAGUACUUAA